Salmo salar (Atlantic salmon) is the source of this 4744-nucleotide messenger RNA. Its product is annotated as pentraxin-related protein PTX3. Gene Ontology annotation, biological process: innate immune response. Gene Ontology annotation, molecular function: complement component C1q complex binding. The record is from RefSeq and is a predicted model, not a curated record. Lineage: Eukaryota; Metazoa; Chordata; Actinopteri; Salmoniformes; Salmonidae.
AUGGGCUGGGCUGGUGCCGGGCUUGGCUGUGUACUGCGCUGUGCAGAACUAGGGGUAGGAUCUGUGUUUAUAUAGCCCAGGCAGACCCUCUCUCCGACCCAUUCCCUCUCAGCCGGAGAACACAACCCUAGCAGAACCGCUGCCAAGGGAUUGCUCAGCAUUUCACGAGAGAGAGAGAGACAGAGAGAGAGAGAGCGAGACAGAGAGAGAGAGCGAGAGAGAGAGAGAAAAAGAGGAGAGGAGGGGAAACAGCUCUGACAUAUUUAACACAGACUCCCAUUCUCAACAUACUCACACACGCUGAGACAGACAGCAGACAAAACUCACAGCACAUAGUCUCUGACAGGUAGGUAGACUUCAACACAGACAGACAGACUCUCUCUCUCUCUGAGACGGACGGCAGGCAGCAUGUUUCUGCGGUGGCUCCCCCAGGCAGUGUGUCUGGUGUCGGUGUGUGUGUCGCUGACUCUUGGGUACGAGGACGAUAUCGAGGUGAACUAUGGUGACAGUUACUACAACGAGAUCACAGAGGGAGAGCCACUGGAGCCCACGGCCAUCCCAACCCAAGCCCCCUGUAAGGUUACAGAGAUGACUAAAUGGGACAAGCUCUUCUCCAUGCUGGAGAACUCUCAGAUGAGGGAGAACAUGCUUCUGCAGUACUCCGAUGACAUCAUCAAGGUGGAGUUAGGGUCGUUGCGUGGAGAAAUGCUAAGGUUCGUGGCUCAGUAUGGAGGGGCCUGUGGCGUUGCGGUGGAGACUGCUGGACGGAGGAUGUCCAUGCAAAUGGAAGCUCGCCUCAAGGAGAGCCUGGAGCAGCUCAGGCAAGAUCGGAGCAUUGCUGCUGGGAAAUAUGCAGGUAAUUCUGGGGAUAGCCACCAGGAGACACUGUUACAGCAGCUCCUCACCGCGGCGCGGACACAGGCUUCCCGACUCGUCAAGCUAGAAAAUAUCUGCCUGAGUAAUCCAGGACCCAUAACGCCACCAGAGGCAAAGGGGGAAGACCUGCAGCAGGAUGUGGCGUCGGCAGAGAUGAUGGUUGCCCUGGUGACAGAGCUGGCGAAGACGAGGGCAGUACUGGAACUAGCGUUCAAGUCGGCACAGCAACGACACCUGCCCGCAGGCUGUGAGACCGCUCUUCUCUUCCCUAUGCGUUCCCGUCGUAUCUUCUCCUCGGUGACACCAGACCUCCCUCUCUCCCUCUCUUCCUUCACCGUGUGCCUGUGGGCCAAGCCCGUCUCCGUCUCCAACAGAACCGUGCUGUUCUCCUACGGAACCAAACGGAACCCCUAUGAGAUCCAGCUCCUUCUCAGUGGAACCAGGGCUCUCUUCACCGUGGGAGGAGAGGCUCACCUGGUGGAGGGGCGGGGCGUGGUGAGAGGAGGAAUUUGGACCCACAUAUGUGGGGCUUGGAGCUCUGAGCAGGGCAUAGCGUCACUGUGGGCCGAUGGACACAGAGUGGCAUUCACACCCGGGGUGGCCGAGGGCCACAUGUUACCCGAUGGAGGCUCCCUCCAGCUGGGGCAGGAGAAGAACGACGGUGGGGUCUCUGGAGGGUCAGGUGGCAGUGGGAGUCAGAUGCCUGGGUUUGACGGAGGCUUCGAUGCCAAGUUGGCGUUCACUGGGAAGAUGACGGGGGUCAACAUGUGGGACAGCGUGCUGACGGAGGAGGAGAUAUCCCAGCUGGCUUUGCAGGACGGCGAGGGGUGUGAGCAGAGGGGGAACGUAGUUGGGUGGGGCGUGACGGAGAUCGUGCCUCACGGGGGUGCUCAGUUCAUCAACUAACUCUGAUGACGUUUUCAUCAUCAUCAUCAUCCUCAUCAUCAUCAUUUAAAUGAACUCUACCAUCACCAUUAAUAACCUAAAACCUGCAGUGCAGAACAGCCCAACCGGCUGAGACUGUGACAAUAAUGUGAACAACAACAACAUCAACAACAACAACAUCAACAACAACUCCUUUUAAUGGUUAAAGAGACUGUGACAAUAAUGUGCCCUGUUGAAGGAGUGGUUCCCAUUUAGAGUAGCAGGAGAGUGGCAACACACACACAGUAUACUGUACAUAGCCUUAGGAGGAGAAGUGGAGAAAACACAGGUUUAAAGAGAGAAAGAAAGGAAAGAACAGAAACAAAGAGCUCAUGAUGCUUUGGAUCAACUGUCACAAAAACCAGUCUGCGAGGGUCAUCGCUAGAUGGCCAUGCCAGAGGAGGACAACACUAUCUAUACCAUCAGAAGCUAUGCUAGAGGAGGACAACAUUAUCUAUACCAUCAGAAGCUAUGCUAGAGGAGGACAACAUUAUCUAUACCAUCAGAAGCUAUGCCAGAGGAGGACAACAUUAUCUAUACCAUCAGAAGCUACGCUAGAGAGGACAACAUUAUCUAUACCAUCAGAAGCUACGCUAGAGAGGACAACAUUAUCUAUACCAUCAGAAGCUACGCUAGAGAGGACAACAUUAUCUAUACCAUCAGAAGCCAUGCCAGAGGAGGACAACAUUAUCUAUACCAUCAGAAGCUACGCUAGAGAGGACAACAUUAUCUAUACCAUCAGAAGCUAUGCUAGAGAGGACAACAUUAUCUAUACCAUCAGAAGCUACGCUAGAGAGGACAACAUUAUCUAUACCAUCAGAAGCUACGCUAGAGAGGACAACAUUAUCUAUACCAUCAGAAGCUACGCUAGAGAGGACAACAUUAUCUAUACCAUCAGAAGCUAUGCUAGAGAGGACAACAUUAUCUAUACCGUCAGAAGCUAUGCUAGAGAGGACAACAUUAUCUAUACCAUCAGAAGCUAUGCUAGAGAGGACAACAUUAUCUAUACCAUCAGAAGCUACGCUAGAGAGGACAACAUUAUCUAUACCAUCAGAAGCUACGCUAGAGAGGACAACAUUAUCUAUACCAUCAGAAGCUACGCUAGAGAGGACAACAUUAUCUAUACCAUCAGAAGCUACGCUAGAGAGGACAACAUUAUCUAUACCAUCAGAAGCUAUGCCAGAGGAGGACAACAUUAUCUAUACCAUCAGAAGCUAUGCUAGAGAGGACAACAUUAUCUAUACCAUCAGAAGCUACGCUAGAGAGGACAACAUUAUCUAUACCAUCAGAAGCUACGCUAGAGAGGACAACAUUAUCUAUACCAUCAGAAGCUACGCUAGAGAGGACAACAUUUGCUAUAAAUAUCAGCAGUAUUUGUUACUAAUGGGAGUGUCAGGGUUAAGGGGUAAGGUAAAUGGUAAAGGGUUGAGGUUUGGGUUUAGUUGUUAGGGUGGCAUUGUGGUUAGAAAACGUUUUACCUUGGUCCUCUCUGGCAUGGCUACGUAGUAACAACCAUCUGCAUGUUGCCAUGGGAGAUUGUAACCUUUUUAUUACCUUAUAAUCUUAUGUUUCCCGGAAAAAAAGUGAAUCUUUUUUUCAAUCGUUGUUUCCAACUUUUUAUUUUAUUUAUCAAAGUGUUUACAUUCAGAUGUGAUAAACAUAAUAUUUCAGUUGUUUUGUGUUUCUCUUUGUUUUCUAUACAUCCAGAGGGGUUUAUUGUGUUUCUCUUUGUUUUCUAUACAUCCAGAGGGUUUAUUGUUUCUCUUUGUUUUCUAUACAUCCAGAGGGGUUAUUGUUUCUCUUUGUUUUCUAUACAUCCAGAGGGGUUAUUGUGUUUUUCUUUGUUUUCUAUACAUCCAGAGGGUUUAUUGUGUUUUUCUUUGUUUUCUAUACAUCCAGAGGGGUUAUUGUGUUUUUCUUUGUUUUCUAUACAUCCAGAGGGGUUAUUGUGUUUCUCUUUGUUUUCUAUACAUCCAGAGGGUUUAUUGUGUUUCUCUUUGUUUUCUAUACAUCCAGAGGGUUUAUUGUGUUUUUCUUUGUUUUCUAUACAUCCAGAGGGGUUAUUGUUUCUCUUUGUUUUCUAUACAUCCAGAGGGUUUAUUGUGUUUCUCUUUGUUUUCUAUACAUCCAGAGGGUUUAUUGUUUCUCUUUGUUUUCUAUACAUCCAGAGGGGUUAUUGUUUCUCUUUGUUUUCUAUACAUCCAGAGGGGUUAUUGUGUUUCUCUUUGUUUUCUAUACAUCCAGAGGGGUUAUUGUGUUUCUCUUUGUUUUCUAUACAUCCAGAGGGUUUAUUGUGUUUCUCUUUGUUUUCUAUACAUCCAGAGGGGUUAUUGUGUUUCUCUUUGUUUUCUAUACAUCCAGAGGGAUUAUUGUGUUUCUCUUUGUUUUCUAUACAUCCAGAGGGGUUAUUGUGUUUCUCUUUGUUUUCUAUACAUCCAGAGGGUUUAUUGUUUCUCUUUGUUUUCUAUACAUCCAGAGGGGUUAUUGUGUUUCUCUUUGUUUUCUAUACAUCCAGAGGGGUUUAUUGUGUUUCUCUUUGUUUUCUAUACAUCCAGAGGGGUUAUUGUGUUUCUCUCUGUUUUCUAUACAUCCAGAGGGGUUAUUGUGUUUCUCUCUGUUUUCUAUACAUCCAGAGGGGUUUAUUGUGUCUCUCUCUGUGACAACAGAUGACAGAACUAAGAUGUUAUUCCCUGUUGGUUUUGCGUCUGCUGUGAGACAGAAACACUUGAUUUGAAAAGAGGAACUGUGGACAAUGUUUACAGAAUUUGUUAGGACCGAUCUCUGCUCUUUGUUAACGUAGUAGGCAAUGGGUAUCAUAUUGUAAAUCGUUUUGUGUUUUUGUCAAGAAGUAAAAAUGAAUGUAUUUUGUAUAUAAAUAUUUUUUUGCAUACAGUAGGACUAGAAUUGGAGACCAAGAUAUUAAUAAAACUACAUGUUAACAUUA